This is a messenger RNA of Brassica rapa (field mustard), 4725 nucleotides long. RefSeq names its product protein DETOXIFICATION 1. Gene Ontology annotation, cellular component: membrane. Gene Ontology annotation, biological process: xenobiotic detoxification by transmembrane export across the plasma membrane. Gene Ontology annotation, molecular function: antiporter activity; xenobiotic transmembrane transporter activity. The record is from RefSeq and is a predicted model, not a curated record. Lineage: Eukaryota; Viridiplantae; Streptophyta; Magnoliopsida; Brassicales; Brassicaceae.
UAAUGAUGUUUUUGUUUCGAAAAUAUAAAAAAUUAAUGAUUUUCUUAAUCUAUGUGCAUAGCUGUAAAACGAUUUAUAUUAAAAAACGGAGGGAGUAUUUGUCAAUUGAAAAAGAAAAAAAUAAACCCCCGUUUUAAAAGCGCGGGUCAAAAUCUAGUUUACCAUUAUUCUUUAACCAAACAUACCAUUAUUUUUCAACCAUAUUAUUCUAAUCGAUUCUUACAAUAAAAUUAAAUAGAUUUAUUUAAAAUGUGACAUGCAAACUUUAAACAUUAAAUAUAGAGAAGUUGAAAAGUUUAAGCAGAUAUUCAUACCUUAGAAAUAACUAAAAAAAAAUUUAAAAUAUAACAUAAAAUAUACAAUAGUUUCCUAGAGCAACUUUGGAACACCAGCAACAGGGUAUUAUGGUUGAAUCUCUAAAAGUGUAAAAUUUUAUUUUUUAAUUAUAUAAUUGUAUUUAUUUAUUCUUUUAAAUUGGUAGAACACUUGCAAGAUUGACAUAUAGAGAAGAGUCUCUCGUAGAGAGACUUGAUUCUGUUUAUGAGAAACCAAUUCUUUCUUUUGUAUUUAUUUUCUAUUUAUUCAUUUAUUUUAAAAUCAUGAGAAACUCAUAAAUUCAACACUAUGCAUGCUUUUAUUGUUUGUAUCUCAAAACAUGUAUCUAAGUAAUUUAAUACAAUUACUCUAAUACAUUUUGUUUGUAUAAUUAAAUUUUAAAAUGUCUAAACGAAUUAAAUCAAUAUGGGUGGACAACAAAUAGACAUGUAUCAAAGGUUCUAAUUAGUUUCUUAUAAUUUUGAGAACCCAAACUCAUACUAUCUCAUAUUGUUUCAAUUUUUGUAUUUAUUAAAAUAGUGAGAUACUCAUUCAGAUACUUCCAUUAAACAAAAUAUAUUAAAUAACCACAAAAAUUCUUACACAACAUGUUAGCUUUUGAGUGGUUUGAUUUUUUUUUUUUAAUGUAACACAUGAUAAAUAUAUAUAAAAUGAAUAUAGGGUUCAAUAACAGAAAUAAGUUUUCAGUACACAAUAUUUUUUUGGAAAUUUUUCUCGAAAACUUACACUUCUUUCAAUCUUUCUUAUCAUGAGAAUUGAUUUUAUGGUAGUUAGUGAUCCUUAGGACUGAGAAAAAUGUAUGUAAAAUUUGAUUUGAUUUGUUAUCCGUUUAGAUUCGAAUAAAAAAAUUAGAUAUUCAUAAUUCUACGAAGCAAAGCAAGUACUAAUAUGCAAUAUCCGUAAGAACGAAAAAAUAAUUUAUUUAAGAACAAAUAUCUGAUCCAAUCCAUUAUAUACAUAUAAAUACAUAUAUCUAAAGAGCUCUAUAUAUGAAUUAUAUUAUUAUUAUAUUUUAAAAUUUAAAAUUUAUGUACAUUUAAAAUAUUUUAUUUAUUAAAUUGAUUAUUUUAGUUAUUAGAAUUUUAAAAGUAUGUAAACUUGUAUCUUUGUAAUAAAAUAUGAAUAUUUAUAUUAUCUGUGAUUUUUUUAUUUAUAUGGAUCGAAUUGGGUAUUCGGUUAAUAAUAUAAAUUUUGAAUAUCUACACUGAAUACCCAUAUAAAUACAUAUCGAAUCAGAUAGGAUAAUUGAUUAUUCGGACGAAACAAAUCAGAUCGAAUACCUCCAAAAUCCUGGAUAUAUGACUUGUGCCCACCCAAUGUUCUUCACCGUUUUGAGAAGAUGUUUCAUCUCUUCCAUAUAUUCAUUUUUAGUCAUGUUUUAAGUUUUCUAUGUCGUGUUUCCUCUAGAACAGAUAAUCUAGAAAGGUGUAUAUAUUCAAUAUCUGAAACACUAAUAGGAAGGAUGGUAUAUUCAAUAAGAUCCAAUGUUGAAAGCUAUAAGACAUUCAAAAAUUACACGGUUUAUUAAUUUGUUUGUAGCCCUAUAGAGGACAACGAUUAUCGCAUAUGACAGUGCAUGAAAUUUUAUGUAAUCGUCAAGUGGCCAGUCAUUAUGGCGUAUAUUUUAAGGUACAUUUAUUUUCAGACAAAGGCUUGAAGAUGAUGUAUGCCAACAUUUGUACACAUAGAUAUAGCUAGUUUCUAUGUUAAGGAUAUUUUUGACCACCUAAUAUCCAAAUUUAACACUAUACUGAUCAUUUUUUGUAUAGUUAACAGAACUCAUCCAUGUGCAGUGAUUGACUCACUUCCAAACUUUGUAUCAGUAGAAUAUCGCCUGACACCACUAAAGCUUCCAAUGUCUCAUUAUUCUAGUUCGUUUCGCCAUAGAAGAAAUCACUUACUGCCAUCACUGGAUUAAUAACUGGCGAAAUAGCUUGAGCAGGUCUAGCUGGGAUCCAAAGAUAUUUUCAAGCUCGGAUCUCAUGGCUAUAAUGAACUUUUGCCUAAUAUCCAUGGAUAAUAAAGACUUUGCUGCUGGAAUACUUAUUUAGACGUCUGAUGAACUAUAACAAGAAAUAUAUCACAAUGUUGAACUAAGUUUGUAAUAUUUACCUCACAAUACCAGUACUAGAAAAAAAAAUUGGAUAUUGAAUUAGUCUGUACAAUUGUUUAGCUUACAAGACAAUAUUGAAUUCAUGGAUCGAAACAAACACUAGACCACUUUUAUCUUUAAUUUAAACGUUUCUCCCAUUUAGCCCAGUAAACUCCUUUCUAGGUGGAUUUGAAAUCUACGAGAAACUAUGUAAUGGUAUUUGCAAACUUUUAUACAAUUAUUUAGUGGAAAUAAAAAAUUGGACAUGACCUAGACUGGUAGAAGAGUCAAUGCUAUAUUGGUUGGGACAACUCUAAGAGUAUGAGGUUAAGAGAAAUUAAUAACAUUGGUGAGUAUAAUAUUCAUAUAUUAGAUUAGCCAAUAACAUAUUAAAAAAAAAAACAGGUCAAAACGAAUUUGAUAUCUUACUCUUCGGCGUCACGUUUGACAUGAUUCCAAAGUAUGCUGUCUAGCUAGUUGCCUUUGUUGUCUUAGUCGUGGAUAACUAGAACGUGAUUCCCAAGUUCAUUAUCCUGUAUAUAUUUUUCACGCAUUUCCGUACAAUUAGAGUGAUGUUAUAGUUUUAUAAAGAUUCAGUAUCAUCUGAAACCAAAGGGCAAAGGCCUUCAACACUAGGAAGACUGACAAUGGAAGAGCCAUUUCUUAUAAGAGAGGAACAGUUAGUCCCCAGUACAAGGACAUGGCACAGAGGUCAGUUCACCGUGGAGCUGAAGAAAGUAUGCCGCUUGGCCGCUCCUAUGGCCACCGUGACCAGUGCUCAAUACCUUUUACCUGUCAUCUCAGUCAUGGUUGCCGGCCACAAUGGGGAGCUUCAGCUCUCUGGCGUUGCUCUUGCCACCUCUUUCACAAACGUCUCCGGUUUCAGCAUUAUGUAUGGAUUAGCGGGUGCUUUAGAAACUCUUUGUGGCCAAGCUUAUGGAGCUAAACAAUACGAGAAACUCGGAACCUACACAUACUCUGCAAUCGCCUCCAAUAUCCCAAUCUGUUUCCUCAUAUCAACUCUUUGGAUUUACAUGGACAAGCUCUUGGUCUCUCUUGGACAAGACCCUGACAUCUCAAGAGUCGCUGGCUCCUACGCCUUUUGGCUCAUACCGGCUUUGUUCGGACAAGCCAUUGUCAUACCACUGACUCGGUUUCUUCUGACGCAAGGGUUGGUUCUUCCUCUUCUCUACUGUGCUGUAACCACCCUUAUGUUCCACAUCUCCGUUUGCUGGAUUUUGGUUUUCAAGUUUGGUCUGGGAAGCAAUGGAGCUGCUUUGUCUAUUAGUGUGUCUUUCUGGUUCUAUGCUGUGAUACUCGCAUGCUAUGUGAGAUUCUCCACCUCUUGUGAGAUGACACGCACCUUUGUAUCCGAUGAUUUUGUGUCCUGUGUCAAACAGUUCUUCCAUUACGGAGUUCCAUCAGCAGCAAUGUUGUGCCUAGAAUGGUGGCUUUUUGAGCUACUCAUACUCUCCUCAGGCCUACUCCCAAACCCGAAACUUGAGACCUCUGUUCUUUCAAUAUGUCUUACAACAGAAACAUUGCACUAUGUAAUUUCAAAUGGAGUUGCCGCGGCUGUGAGCACACGCGUGGCAAACAAUUUGGGAGCUGGGAGUCCUCAAGUUGCUAGGGUAUCAAUAUUGGCAGGGCUUUGUCUCUGGUUGAUAGAGUCAGUUUUUUUCAGUACACUUCUCUUCAUAUGCCGGAACAUCAUAGGCUACGCAUUCAGCAACAGCAAAGAAGUCGUGGACUAUGUCGCGGAUAUAUCUCCUUUGCUCUGUCUUUCCUUCAUCCUAGAUGGGUUCACUGCAGUGCUUAAUGGUGUAGCUAGGGGAAGUGGGUGGCAACACAUUGGAGCAUGGAACAAUGUGGUGUCUUAUUAUCUGGUAGGAGCUCCGGUUGGACUUUACUUAGCUUUCAGUCAUGGGUUUAAUGGAAAAGGAUUGUGGUGCGGUGUUGUGGUUGGAUCCGCUGUUCAAGCGACUAUUCUGGCUAUCGUCACAACUUCCAUGGAUUGGAAAAAACAGGUUAUUUCUUUGAGUAUAAUAUUAGACAUUUCAGCUUGUUACAUAUCUACAUUUUAAUAAUGCUUUAAAGUAAUUGGAAUCUAUAAUUUUUAGGCUGAGAAGGCAAGGAAGAGAAUAAUCUCUAGGGAAAAUGGAUUAGCUUAAACGAAGAGUGUUUCUUAAUAAAUACAUAUUGAGAGAUACGAAGGACUUUGGUUUUCUUCAGUUUUGGUAUACAAAUGUAAUUGUUUUCUUAUAAACAAGUGAAUAAAAAAAACAACAUCUCGGUUA